This is a messenger RNA of Trametes versicolor FP-101664 SS1, 945 nucleotides long. RefSeq lists its product as uncharacterized. Lineage: Eukaryota; Fungi; Basidiomycota; Agaricomycetes; Polyporales; Polyporaceae. Gene Ontology annotation, cellular component: preribosome, small subunit precursor; nucleolus. Bases 61 to 945 code for a protein of 294 amino acids. The record is from RefSeq and is a predicted model, not a curated record. The transcript has a single exon. Gene Ontology annotation, biological process: maturation of SSU-rRNA from tricistronic rRNA transcript (SSU-rRNA, 5.8S rRNA, LSU-rRNA).
AGCACUAGUGCUUUCGACAUCUUGCGUCUACUCUGAUCUCACGGGAAACUCCUCGCCGACAUGGGUCCCUCACGAAAAGCUGGCGUAUCCGACCCGUCUUCCUCAAAACCGUCGACGAGUACACCGCAGAAGAACAACUCCAAACGGCCCCAGCACAAGAAACACCCCGCUCCCCCGGAGGCCUCCAACGCGCUCCCAGGCGUCCAAAAGAUCAAGGCGGCACUCCGCCAAACACGCCGUCUCCUCGCGAAGGACAACCUCGCGGCAGACAAACGCGUCGCGACCGAGCGGCGCCUGAAGUCGCUCGAGGGCGACCUCGAGAAGGCCGAGCAGGGGCGGCUUGAGCGCGCCAUGGCCACGCGAUACCACAAGAUCAAGUUCUUCGAGCGGCAGAAGGUGUCGCGCAAGGUGCAGCAGACGAAGCGCAAGCUCGCUGCGGCGACGGAGAAGGGCGAGCGCAAGGAGUGGGAGGCGCGGCUCGCGGAGCUGCGCGUGGACCUCAGCUACAUCGUGUACUAUCCGAAGACGAAGAAGUACAUCUCGCUGUUCCCCCCGGAGGUGCGGAACGCGAAGGAGGGGCAGAGUGCAGCGGACGCUGCGAGGGAGGCGAAGGAGAAGUCGGAAACGGAUAGGCAGAGGGAGGAGAUCCGGGCGUGGAUGCGAGAGCAGAUGGACUCUGGUGCGUUGAGCUCGGAGCCGGAAGUCGAGUUGGAAAAGUCGGAGAAGAGGUCCGGGAGCGCAUCCAAGGUCGCGCCUACCAUGGAGGUACAAGAGACCAAGAAGUCAAAAGUGAAGAACGACCAAAAAGGUGUUUCGACUGCGAAGGGCGCGAAAGCAAGUGGUGUCGCAAACGACGAUUUCUUCGGCGCCGACGGCGGUGAAGACGAAGGUUCGAGUAGUGGCGGCGGUGAAUCUGACGGAGAUAUCGAUAUGGAUGAGGACUAG